This is a messenger RNA of Dermacentor albipictus, 691 nucleotides long. NCBI's taxonomy places the organism in Eukaryota, Metazoa, Arthropoda, Arachnida, Ixodida, Ixodidae. The record is from RefSeq and is a predicted model, not a curated record.
AUGAGCAUCACAGACAUCACAGACCGCGUGAUGCUCAGUGCUUAUGGAUGCCCUUUCUCGGCUGCCAACCGGGAGUUGCCUGAUCGGCUCAACAUCCCGUCUAGUGUACCUCAAGAGACCAAAGAUGGCCUAAGGCGGUGCCCAACACCUGGCUGCAAUGGUAGUGGACACCUCAAGGAGAAGUACACGGUGCACCACAAUGCAUCUGGUUGUCCCCUUGCAACAGCACAUGUGGGUGACGACAGCAGCCAGGACAGCCCUUCAGCAGCACCAACACAACCACGAGGAAGAGGACGGCCACGCAAGAUACGGACGCCUGAUGUUGUACCCAAUGCAGGACGGCUCAAGAAUCAAGAGUUGCCACAGACUGUGCAUCAAUCGGUCUUUGGAGCGACACGGUCAGAAGAGCGCCCUCUGGGUCUUGAGCAGCACUGGCCGCAGUUGGAUCUGGUGCCGGGAUCGUUGGUGUCAGACUGGUCCCUGAGCCAAGUGGCACACUUUGUCAGCUCCCUGCCAGGGUGCCAAGGUCUUGCUGCCAUUUUCAAAGAACAGGAGAUCGAUGGCGAGGCCUUCCUGCUGCUCAGCCAAACCGACCUGGUGCGCAACCUCCGGCUCAAGCUUGGUCCCGCCCUCAAGGUUCACAGUUGUAUCCUGCGCUUCCGCAGCAGUCUAGCCCCAUCCUGAGCAUCUU